Molecule: messenger RNA, 441 nt
Organism: Talaromyces rugulosus
Lineage: Eukaryota; Fungi; Ascomycota; Eurotiomycetes; Eurotiales; Trichocomaceae
Exons: 2
Coding region: 1-441 (146 amino acids)
Molecular function (GO): acyltransferase activity, transferring groups other than amino-acyl groups; hydrolase activity
Source: RefSeq, a predicted model, not a curated record
AUGACGUGCAAGACCGAAGAUUACGAUGCGAUAUCCUUCGGGAAUCCCUUCGAUUUUCGGGCCGCAAUAACAAGUCUCUACGCUCGCAAUCUUUCUGAAGAAGCCGGCUUCAUCACUGUUUGCUUCGACGCUUCGCACCAAGGCGAAAGCGGGGGCGAGCCACGCUUUCUCGAAGACCCAUCGCAGCGGGUUACCGAUGUCUUCAGCGUCAUCGAUUACCUUUCACAGCUCGACACUGUCGACCCAGACCGCAUCGGCAUCCUGGGCAUCUGCGCUGGCGGUGGUUACGCUGUUGCAGCGGCCAAGGCGGAUCAUCGCCUUAGAGCGGUUGCGACGGUUAGUAUGGUUAAUAUUGGCGAUAUGUACCGAUUAGGAUGGUAUGGCGACGAAGAUGCCUCGAAGCAUAUCGACACUCUGAAAAUGGUCGCGAAGCAGAUCUGA